CGAAGCAGUUGUAAUCGCCGCCGCCGAAAAAAAAGCGCUCCCGUUGACGAUCGUAGGAUUUGAAGCUGAAGCGAUAAAAUAAACUAACAAAGUUGUGGAUGACAGGUGGCAUUAUGUCGGUCAGACCCGCACAUGACAUUUCAAUACGCUGACAAGCGGGGACAAGUCCAAAUCACGCACAGGUGGACACACACGAUAUAGUCAGAUGUCGGUCGAUCAUGAGCCCACUGUUUUGUCUAGAUCCUCAGCAAAACCUCAAGUGGAUACGCCGUACAGUAGAAAGGUCAGUAUCGUGGAACACCAUAUACACGACAAGGGGCACGAAAAUCAUGCUUUUGAGUCACCGGCCAGAAGCAGAAAAGUAUCAGCUACCUCCGAGUACGCGGAAAUAGGACCCGUAAGAAAAAAAAGUAUUCUACACCACCAUAUAAGCAACGCUUUCGAAAAUACCAACGGAGUUUAUGAUGCAGGGAAAGUGCACAAUGCCGACAGAAAAAAGAAAAUUUCCACCACAGAGUCUGUCAAUUCCAAAUAUUCAGCAUACUCGAAAACAUCUGCAUAUUCACGAGCUAGAUUAUCGGACGAUGUUAAUGACGAUAAAUCAUGGUGGUACAGUUUUUGUAUAAAGUGUCGGACGCAAGAGAACCAUCCCUCGUGGCAUCCUGGCAUAUGGCCUAAAAUCUGCCCUUAUCCAUUUUGCCCCACAUACCGCCAGUUUUCAAGAAUAAUCGCCGUAGGGCUGAUAGGGCUCCUAUCGUGGUGCGUGCUAUACGCUCUCAUUGGAGAUAUAGCGGCCCCACCGCAUGGCAUAAUUUACCAACUAAUUUUGUUGAGCAUUUGCGCCCACUUCGGGGGUUGGAUAAUAAGUCUGACGACGCUUCCUGCCCUUAUAGGCAUGCUGUUCACGGGACUGCUUUUCCAAAAUGUUGGCGUUGUCAACAUAAACGAGGACUUUUCCGAGAUCACAAAGGUGUUUAGGAACAUAGCAUUGGUGAUUAUACUAAUAAGGGCUGGGUUGGACUUGGACCCGUCCGCCCUUCGCCGGUUAAAGUUCACUGUGAUGAAACUCGGGCUAAUUCCCUGGAUCACGGAGGCGUCAGUAACGGCAGUGUUUUCCAGAUACUUUCUGGACAUGCCGUGGAACUAUGCUGUGCUUCUGGGAUCAAUCAUUGCUGCCGUAUCGCCAGCGGUUGUUGUGCCAUGUCUGUUUAGGUUGCGGUCUAAGGGAUACGGCGUAGCUAAAGGCAUUCCGACCCUUAUUAUAGCCAUAGCGGGUAUUGAUGAUGCCUUAUCCGUGGCGAUGUUUGGCGUCAUCAAAAGCAUCAUGUUUUCCAGCAGUUCGGUUACUUCCGUGAUUCUUCAGGGACCUGUUUCUAUUUUGGGCGGUUUGGGAUUUGGGAUAUUGUGGGGAAUUCUUUGUAAUUACAUUCCUGAGAAGCACGAUCCAUUUUUGAUUCCUUUGAGGAUCCUUCUGCUCCUAGUGGGAGGUUUGAUCACUGUAUUCGGAAGCGACCUCAUCGGAUACAGCGGUGCCGGACCUUUGGCUUGCGUGUCCACAGCGUUCGUCUGUUUAGUCUGUUGGACGAAACAAGGAUGGGAAAUCGACGACAAUCCAGCAACUACCGCGUUCGAAAUUUUCUGGAUGAUAUUCGAGCCAGUUUUAUUUGGUAUCACGGGAGCUCAAAUUAACCUGAACCAAAUGGAUGGAGCGAUUGUCUCUAUGGGAUUGGGUAUACUGGCGGCCGCCAUUAUUAUCCGGAUAGUUAUCACGAUCCUAGUAGGCAUCAGAUGUCAAUUGAAUACCAAGGAGAAAGUUUUUAUAGCUUUUGCGCUGAUGUCGAAAGCUACUGUGCAAGCAGCACUAGCUCCAGUAGCACUCGCCACGAUCAGCAACGAGUCCUCAGUUGAGCAUGAGUACGCAGAGAAAAUCCUGAUGAUAUGCAUCCUGUCUAUAAUGCUCUCAGCGCCAAUUGGUGCCAUCAUGAUCACCAUUCUGGGUCCCAGACUUCUCACAAAGACUAAAUUCCCCGUAAUUUCUGAUGGCUGGCGCCAAUCACAUCGGCCUUCCAUACGUGAUAUUAGCAUCAUCGACGAAGAAGAGGAGAAGGCGGACAUCGAGAGCGUUAUUUCCGAUUCUCCAAGCAGCAAAGACAGGUCUUCAAACAAGCUUGAAAACACAUUGUAAAAUGCGUUCCCUAAAAUAACGUUUGGUCUUCUUAAAUAAGAGUGAUGGCAUUUUAAGAGAAAAGAUAUUUGCAAAAAGAAUCUACGCCCAUUUAGUGUAUUAUAUGGAAAUAUUUUUUUUUCUACUGUGGGUGUGGAAGUCGUUGUGGAAAAGUAAUUAAUAUACUUAAUUACAUAAUUCAUUUCGUUUUAACAUGUUUCUAAUAUUGUUGUAUGUAAUGAGUGUUAUAUUUUAUCAGGUAAUUUUUAUCCUGUUUCUACGGUCCGAACAAAGAAAACAUAUUUUAAAAUGAAUAUUUUUUUAAUAAAGCUAGUAAAGAUUUUGAAA
Molecule: messenger RNA, 2512 nt
Organism: Cylas formicarius (sweet potato weevil)
Lineage: Eukaryota; Metazoa; Arthropoda; Insecta; Coleoptera; Brentidae
Gene: Nha1
Product: sodium/hydrogen exchanger 9B1
Exons: 9
Coding region: 206-2185 (659 amino acids)
Biological process (GO): proton transmembrane transport
Cellular component (GO): membrane
Molecular function (GO): antiporter activity
Source: RefSeq, a predicted model, not a curated record